CUGAACAGACAAGACAGCCGAACAAGCAGAACGGCGCAGCAGACAGAACGACCAGCGGAACAGACAGAGCGACAAACCAGACGAGACGACCAAGCAAGGAGAACGACCGAAGAGACAGACACAAGACCGAACAGCCAGAACGACGGAACAGACAGAACGACGGGACAGACAAGACGACGAUACAGGCAAGACGACGGAACAGACAGAACGACAGAGCAGACAGACCGACGGCCAAACAGGUGGAACGACUUAGCAGCAAAGACGAGGGAGCGCCCUCAGGCCGCUGGGCGGUGCGUGGUCAUGCUUCAGCCGUAGCCACCGCGGCGCGCCCUCGAAUCACAGGGGAGCGAGAAUGGAGCGAAGAAGGGAGCCAGAGGAAGACGACAGCCGCGCCAGCUCUUCAGAGGGCCCAGCCCUGCGAGCUCUGCGCGGGUUGGCUCGCAUGUCGCUGCUGUCUGCUCCACAGUCAGGCGAUACGACAAGACGUCCUACAGUCAGACGAAGAAGACAAGGAUAUGUGAACAUGUGGCGGUCAAGUGGAGGCGCCCUUACCUAUCCUAUCCUAUUUGCUUUGAUCGUCCAGACGCAUGCAUGCAGAAGCACAGCUGUUCAGAUUUGAAAGUAUAAUAAUCUGUUUCAUUGCUACACCGUAAACGUCGUAGGACUAAAAGUACUGCUGUUUGUUAGCUUAGACUAAAAAUGUUGUUUUAGUCCUCUUCUAGGCAAUUUUCAUGAUGUACUAUUUUUCAUGAUGCAAAAAUUUUCAUGAUGUAAUAAUUUCAAAUGCCUGCUUACUUCGUUGAUUCACACGCGUUGAUGUAGACGAACCGAUUAUAGUACUUGUAAAAUUUGUAAACUACUGAAAUCGGUUCUAGAAGUAGUACUUGUAAACUUUUACUGAUUGAAAAUGUUGUUUGCUCCGUUAUUUGCUUGUGGUUUUGCGGAGGCAGCGAUGAGUUCUGCCAGUGUACGCCAGAAUGUCGCUCCCAAAUCGAGAUCAGCACUCUCAUCCGGUGCGAGAACAUCUUCACAACUCACACAAACUACUAGUGGGGAAUCUUCACAGCUCACUGGUAGUGGGGAGGGAGCUUCUCCACAAAUUGCUAGUGGGGAGUUAAGGCUUGGAAGUUGGCCAAUCACUAUCUAGGAGCAUGAUGUCUAUGACCCUUUCAAAGGGAAAAAGGAUAGAUAUGCGAGGUAGAUCGGGCAACUUUCAGCCUCUAAUAGAGGAGGGAGAUCAGAUGAAUGUUUCCACCUUAUCAUCUCCAGUAACUAUUAGCGAGGCCGUUGAAGUAGAAAAUGUUGAACCUCCUCCCAAGCCAGAAGAAGAAGCUGAUGCUGUAGAUCCAACACAAGGGGUUUUCUCUUUAUCAGCAGGGUUAUCAAGAUGAAGCGGACCCUUCUUGGAAAGUAAAUAUUGUCAAACGCGGCACUUCGCUAAUUCCCAUUCAACAACAACAACCUCAAACAGAAAAUUCCGCACCUCUUCUAUUCUCAGAAAGUCGGAUGAUGAGCAAGUCUACGACUGCAACUGCCUUUAUUCCAUCGAGCUCUUCUGCUGACGGUCCUUUUGGCGCGUAUCCUGGAAGAGGCGGCGGCUCAAUCACUCGCACUCCUGGAGGAGAAGCCCUUAGCACCUCCAGAGAAACACCGAGCACAUCAAGAACAUGGACAAGAAGUGAGCAAACUGGUGUAGUUUUAUGGGGUCAGCUUUUCCCCAUCUUUCUUCUCAGCAUCUCUCUGUCUGGUAUUUCCUUCGGUUCCCAUAGAAGAACACAAGGGAUGAGAAGGUGUCUCUCUGGUAUCCUUUUCAUCCCAUAGAAGAACACAAGGAAAAAUGUACCAGGAUGAAGAGGGGAUUGGGAUGGGAAUGGAUCUUCGUAUUUCCAGAUCUCUAAUAGUUUCUUCCCAUCCCGCUACAAGGAGUUCCAUUGUCGUUUCACCUCCGAGCGAUGGUCAACGGUCAGACCUACUACUAUGCUGAGGCCUACAACUGAUGCGGUACUAUCCCGCCCUACAACUGCUGCUAAUACUACAAGAACAUCAACAAAUAGUGACCACGUCGUGUUUGGUGUGCCAGG
Amoebophrya sp. A25 is the source of this 2081-nucleotide messenger RNA. NCBI's taxonomy places the organism in Eukaryota, Dinophyceae, Syndiniales, Amoebophryaceae. The record is from the annotation of a GenBank genome assembly.